UGCCUCUUAGAACCUUCCUGCGGUCGUGCUCGCAUCUCUCUGCUGCAGCCUCCGGAGCCACGUUCCAUCCCUUCAGCCUGAGACCAGCCAAGAAAAAAAAAAAAAAAAAAAAGAACCAAUUAUCUUUUCUUGCUCGGUACCUACCUUGAAGCCAGCACAAAUUUAUUACAGUAAACCGUAGCCAUGAGGGAAAUCGUGCACAUCCAGGCCGGCCAAUGUGGCAACCAGAUCGGUGCUAAGUUCUGGGAGGUGAUCAGCGAUGAACACGGCAUCGACCCCACCGGCACCUACCAUGGAGACAGCGACCUGCAGCUGGACCGAAUCUCUGUGUACUACAAUGAAGCCACAGGUGGCAAGUAUGUCCCUCGGGCCAUAUUGGUGGAUCUAGAACCCGGGACCAUGGACUCCGUUCGAUCAGGUCCUUUUGGCCAGAUCUUCAGACCAGACAACUUUGUUUUCGGUCAGUCUGGGGCAGGCAACAACUGGGCUAAGGGUCACUACACGGAGGGAGCUGAGCUGGUUGACUCUGUCCUGGACGUGGUGCGGAAGGAGGCAGAGAGCUGUGACUGCCUGCAGGGCUUCCAGCUGACCCACUCGCUGGGUGGAGGUACCGGUUCUGGUAUGGGCACCCUGCUCAUCAGCAAGAUCCGAGAAGAAUAUCCCGACCGAAUCAUGAAUACCUUCAGUGUGGUACCCUCACCCAAAGUGUCUGACACCGUGGUGGAGCCCUACAAUGCCACCCUGUCUGUCCAUCAGCUGGUGGAGAACACCGACGAGACCUACUGCAUCGACAACGAGGCCCUGUACGACAUCUGCUUCCGCACUCUCAAGCUCACCACGCCGACCUAUGGGGACCUCAACCACCUCGUCUCGGCCACCAUGAGCGGGGUCACCACCUGCCUCCGCUUCCCAGGCCAGCUCAAUGCCGACCUCCGCAAGUUGGCGGUCAACAUGGUCCCCUUCCCACGUCUCCACUUCUUCAUGCCUGGCUUUGCCCCUCUCACCAGCCGUGGGAGCCAGCAGUAUCGGGCCCUCACUGUGCCUGAACUCACCCAGCAGGUCUUCGAUGCCAAGAAUAUGAUGGCAGCCUGUGACCCCCGCCACGGCCGAUACCUCACCGUGGCUGCCGUCUUCCGUGGGCGGAUGUCCAUGAAGGAGGUGGACGAGCAGAUGCUGAACGUGCAGAACAAGAACAGCAGCUACUUUGUAGAGUGGAUCCCCAACAACGUCAAGACCGCCGUCUGCGACAUCCCACCACGCGGCCUCAAGAUGGCCGUCACCUUCAUUGGCAACAGCACGGCCAUCCAGGAGCUCUUCAAGCGCAUCUCCGAGCAGUUCACGGCCAUGUUCCGCCGGAAGGCCUUCCUGCACUGGUACACCGGCGAGGGCAUGGACGAGAUGGAGUUCACUGAAGCCGAGAGCAACAUGAACGACCUCGUCUCCGAGUACCAGCAGUACCAGGAUGCCACCGCGGAAGAGGAAGAGGAUUUCGGGGAGGAGGCAGAAGAAGAGGCCUAAGCCAGAGAGAGAGAGCCCUGCGUCUUCUCCUCAGGCUACUUAGUUCCCUCAGCUUUCUUCAGCUGCCCGUUUUUCUCCUUCAGAGUUUUCUUUUCUGCUGCCUCUGUCCUGUUUUUUUAUUUUUUUCCAUGGGGGGGUAAACAGUGCCUGGCACAUAGUAGGCGCUCAAUAAAUAUUUGUUUGUGGAAUGUUUCCUUUCUCUUUCCACUCUGACAAACCUAGAUUUCUGCCAUUCUGAGUGUUGCCCUGUGUUUCCUUCUGGUACCCAUUUCUCAACUGUCAGUUAAUAUAUUUCCAAUAUGUUCUCCAGGAACCUGCCCAUUACUAAAAACCCAGGUGUAGUGGUCACCAUCCUAAAGCUAAGUGGGUCAGAGAAAGGUCACUAGAAGAGGGAUGGGGUUUUCCAUCGAGGCCAUUUACACAGGGGGAUCCACUGUGGCUUUGGGUUUUUUUUUUUUUUUUUUUUUUUUUUUUUUUUUUUUUAUCGACAGGUCUCCCCGUCCCUGCUUCAUCUCUCAGCCUCAGGAGAGGUAUUAACAGUAUUAUCUCCAUUUAUAGCCUCCCAGCUGUUCUGAGCCAAAUCUGCUAUUGGAGGUGUCUUUCCUGAGUUGUUCCUUUCUCCAUGGGUUGGGGGCAGAGCCUUAGUCUCACAAACUGCCCCAUCCACUUAAACCUCCAAAUUUGGAAAAGAGUGCUGCCACCUGGGUGUUAGGGGCCUUCCCCAGAGGGAGGGCGACUUUUGCUUCUGCCAUUUUCUUCCUGGUUUGGUCCUACCCUACCUACCCUUCUAUUUUGUGUUUGAACUUGGCUGCUUUUUUUCAUAUUGAAAAGAUGACAUUGCCCCCAAGAGACAAAAAUAAAUGGGAAUUGGAAAAAAGG
Messenger RNA from Cricetulus griseus (Chinese hamster), 2397 nucleotides. It is a transcript of the gene Tubb, whose product is annotated as tubulin beta class I. Gene Ontology annotation, molecular function: structural constituent of cytoskeleton; GTP binding; GTPase activity. Gene Ontology annotation, cellular component: cytoplasm; microtubule. The record is from RefSeq and is marked validated. NCBI's taxonomy places the organism in Eukaryota, Metazoa, Chordata, Mammalia, Rodentia, Cricetidae. Gene Ontology annotation, biological process: mitotic cell cycle; microtubule cytoskeleton organization.